Messenger RNA from Corticium candelabrum, 871 nucleotides. Its product is annotated as ras-related protein Rab-7L1-like. The transcript is spliced from 6 exons. Gene Ontology annotation, molecular function: GTPase activity; GTP binding. NCBI's taxonomy places the organism in Eukaryota, Metazoa, Porifera, Homoscleromorpha, Homosclerophorida, Plakinidae. Gene Ontology annotation, biological process: endosome to lysosome transport; phagosome-lysosome fusion. Bases 63 to 713 code for a protein of 216 amino acids. The record is from RefSeq and is a predicted model, not a curated record. Gene Ontology annotation, cellular component: phagocytic vesicle; late endosome; lysosome.
CGGGCGUCUGGGUUGACUGGGCAUGCCUGCUCUAUGUACAAAGAUACUGUGUAUUGUCUAGGAUGAGUGAUGCUCCACGUCGAUUCCGUCCCGGCAAAGAGUACAAGGUCAUUCUCGUUGGCGACCCUUGUGUUGGGAAGACUGCUUUCGUUCGACGUUUCGUCGCGAACCAGUUUGACCCAAGUUACAAAGCAACACUGGGUGUGGAGUAUUCCUCGAAAGUUGUUGAGAUAUCUCGUGACCUGCAAGUCAAAGUAAACUUGUGGGAUGUUGUAGGACAGGAGCGUUUCCGUGCAAUGACCAGAGCGUUCUACAAGGGUGCCUGUGGGGCAUUCGUUCUGUUUGAUGUUACAGAUGAGGAGACAUUUGGACAGGUGGUGACAUGGAAGAAAGACAUUGAUGAGAAAGUCUCUCUACCUAGUGGACGUCCGAUACCCUGUCUUUUAUUAGCAAAUAAGAUUGACCUAGAAGCAAAAGUGUCGGAUGACACACUGCAGCAAUUUGCAGAGGAUCACAAGUUUUUUGCACAUGUCAAGACGUCUGUCAAGAAAAAUACAAACAUUGAAGUAGCUGUAAGUAUUUUGAUCAAAGAGAUGCUACGAUUAGACAAAGAAGGGUUCAUGAGAGAUGCCAAGAAACCCGAAGGAUCAGAGUCGACGAUAAUGCUGACAAGUAACCCUAGUGAGUCAACAUCAAUCAGCUGUCCAUGCUGAUGCAUUCAAUUGUUUUGAAAAUUGCCUAGCAUCUAUUUAAAUAAAUUAAAUUUAACCUUGUACUAACCUACCAUAAAAACUGUUUUAUCGUGUACAGUAAGUCUGUUAUACUGUUGCAUCUAUCUACAGUACAUAGACAACUGGUUUUAUCCUAUAUA